Messenger RNA from Lineus longissimus, 4284 nucleotides. RefSeq lists its product as uncharacterized. Bases 1 to 4284 code for a protein of 1427 amino acids. The record is from RefSeq and is a predicted model, not a curated record. The transcript has a single exon. Lineage: Eukaryota; Metazoa; Nemertea; Pilidiophora; Heteronemertea; Lineidae.
AUGAAUCGGUUACGGGAGUUGUGGUCGGGUACAACCCCCGAGAAGAAAUCCUUUCAGGCUAAAGAGAGGGAGCUAAGGAGUGCUGUGUCGCAGUGGAGACGAUGUGCAGCUUACGUUGAUGCUUUGACUGAAAAUCAUGGUGCGGCAGUUUUGAAAGCAGAGGGAGAGACUCUCACAGGUUAUAUGCGGCUGGUGGAGCAGGCUCACAAAGACUUGGAGUGUUGCAUCCAGGAUCCAAGGGAGAUCAACCAGAAGUUCGAGGAGUUGGAGGGCCACCACCACAAUCUGAUGUGUAGACUACACGCGAUGGUGCGAGAGCUCGAGGGAUCGGCGACAGAUAGGAAAUCGGUCAAGAGUCGUAGCUCAAUCAGCAGUGUAUCCCGGAAGUUGGAUAUUGCAGCUCAGGCAGCCCAACUGAAGGCAAGGAUCAAGAAUGUUGACAAACUUGCAGCGAUCAAGGCGGAAUUGGAGAAGACCGAGCUGGAAGCAGCACUUGAUGUAGCAGAGGCGGAGAUGAUGGCUAUCAACUCGGUGGAGAAGCCUGGUGCCAGUGACCACGGUAAUGGAUCUUUACCUGAAAUUGAGACACCCGCGGAGCGAAAGGCUAGAGUUGAAGAGUAUGUUAAAAACCAGGACCCGCAGAGAGGAGUGUUUGUGGAUCAUUCCAGCAGCCAGGUUGCACCCCCUGUGGCCACUCCCCCUCAGGAUAGGACUUUGAAUGUGGAAGCACCCCCCUUUACCCCGGUGUCACCAAGGGGAAACGACCGAGAAAUGGGAUUGGAAGCAGUCAUUUCCAAGUUUACAGAGCAAAUAAAUCUUUCACGUCUACCCACUCCGGAGCCAGCAAUAUUUUCUGGGAACCCCUUGGAAUAUCCAGCCUGGAACGCGGCUUUUGAGACCCUAAUUGAAAGCAGAGGCAUACCCCCGGCGGAACGGAUGCACUACCUUAAAAAAUACCUAGGCGGACCAGCGAAGGAGGCGGUUGAGGGAUAUUUCUUCCUGUCAGAGGUGGAUUCUUUCAGCGAGGCAAGGAAAAUCCUAAAGAAACGUUUUGGUGAUCCGUUUGUUAUAGGAAAUGCUUUUAGGGAGAAAUUAAAAGCCUGGAAGGUUGUUGAAUCGGGCGAUGGACCAGGAUUGCGGAAAUUGGCGGACUUUCUACGUCAAUGCGCGGCCGCCAUGAGAGUGGCCAAAUACACACUCGGAAUUCUAAAUGAUAAAAGAGAAAGUAUGGAGAUUUUGAAGAAGCUCCCCAAUUGGCUUGCAAGCCGUUGGAAUCGUAGUGUUUAUAGAUGGGUCAAGAGUCGGAGGGAGCGGGCUACGAGAGAAGGGACCCCUUUGGAAGAGGUGCCAGACUACCCCCCCUUUGAAUUUUUCUUGGAAUUUAUGGAGGAAGAAGCAGAACUGCAAUGUGAUCCGGUGACGUCAAUUGGUGCAUUGAGGAAACCAGGAACAGAAAACAAGAGGCUGUCCAACACCAAGGUGUUCACGAAAGGGACAGAGGCUAGAGCCUUAGCUACUGGCACUACAGGAGCUAUUGGGGGAAAUGCAGGACACACUGGGAGCUCAGUUGUCAAAAGCUGCCUUUUCUGUAAACAGAGUCACGACUUGGAUUCUUGUGGGAAGCUUCAGAAAGAACCAAUGAAGAAACGAAAAGACUUCAUUUUCAAGAAUGGUGUUUGUUAUGGAUGUUUAAAGAAGGGUGCCCAUCGUGCGAAGGAUUGUAAAAACCGGAUCAAGUGCCGUCAGUGUCAGAAGCUUCAUCCUACCAUCCUACAUGGGGACCAGAAGACUGAUCCUAAGGAGACACAGAAACCGGAACCCGGACGAGACCCCCCGACAGAAGAGGCGACGACCCAGAAAAACGUGGUGCAUGGCCAGGGGAAGAGUAAAUCAUCAAUGAUCUUGCCAGUGUGGUUAUCGCAUGAGGACAAACCAGGUGAGUAUAUGACCUACUGUAUGUUAGACAGCCAAUCAGACACUACCUUUAUCUUGGAGCAGACUUUGAGUAAACUGGACAUGAAAGGAACCCCUACUAAACUGAACUUGUCCACCAUGUCUAAGGAGAGACAGACAGUGGAGACUAGCAGGGUGAAAGGACUUCUUGUGAGAGGACUAAACAGUGAGCUCAAGAUCAAACUUCCUGCUACUUACACACGCGAGAUCAUGCCGUCGAAUCGCGACCAUAUUCCAACACCAAGCAUCGCACGUGAAUGGCCACAUCUAUGUGACAUAGCAGAAAAGUUUCAUCCCCAGCAAUCUUGUGAAGUUGGUUUGUUGAUAGGCUACAACUGUGCCAGAGCUUUGACACCGAGAGAGGUUGUUUGCGGAGCUGGUGAUGAACCCUUUGCCCAAAAGACGGACCUAGGAUGGGGAAUCGUGGGCAAUGUAGGACCAAGCAAGAAUCCGGAGGAUGUUUUCGGAACUAGCCAUUGUCUCAAGACCUUCGAUACUCAGUCGGAUAAGUUGGUUUUGGCUGUCCAGACAAUGAAGAUUGAUGAGGACCCUACCCCGAAACAGUUGUUCGAAGUGUUGACAAGGGACAUAAAGUAUGGAGAUGAGGGUGAGGACAAGAUGUCACAGGAGGACAGGAAGUUUCUUAAUAUAUUGGAGGAAGGCAUACAUCGGACCAAGGAUGGACGUUAUGAAAUGCCACUCCCUUUGAAGACACCUGCCCCUGUUUUGCCCAACAACAAAUCCCAGGCAGAGAAGCGUCUCAGACAAUUGAGAGCCAGGUUGAGCAAGGAUGAGACAUAUCGGACCAAAUACACAGACUUCAUGAAUGAUAUGCUGGAUAGCGGACAUGCUUCAAAAGUUCCUCAGGAUGAAGUAGACUCAGAUAAUCCAACGUGGUAUAUCCCGCAUUUUGGAGUUGUCAACCCUGAAAAGAAUGACAAAGUGCGCAUCGUCUUCGAUUGUAGUGCACGGUACAAAGACACAUCACUGAAUGAUAAUCUGCUCCAAGGACCAGAUCUUACAAACAGCCUCCUAGGAGUACUUAUGCGGUUCCGGCAGGAGCCAGUGGCACUUCAGUGUGACAUCAAGAAGAUGUUUCUGAAUUUUAGAGUGAACCCUGAACACAGAGAUAUGUUGAGAUUCCUGUGGUGGCCAGACGGAGACUUGGAAAAGGAACCCACCAUCUACCGUAUGAAUGUACACCUAUUUGGAGCGACUUCGUCCCCAGGAUGUGCCAAUUUUGCCCUGAGACGUAUGGCAGAAGACUACGAAGAUGAGUUUGGCUCCGUCAUUUCAGAUUUUGUGAAAAGGAACUAUUAUAUGGAUGAUGGAAUAGGUUCGACCAAAACCGAUGAGGAGGCAAGAGGAUUGUUCACUAAGAAUAAAGCCAUGUGUGGAAAAAUAGGCCUGGAACUCCACAAAGUAUUGUCUAAUUCACCAGGAGUGAUGCAGAGCAUCGCAAAGGAAGAUUUGGCACAGGGAGUAAAGGAUCUGGAUCUGUCAGUAGAUACCCUACCUAUAGAAAGGACACUAGGAGUAUUUUGGUGCAUUGAAAAGGACAUCUUUCAAUUUCGGAUCACUUUAAAAGACAGGCCCUUUACUAGGAGAGGAGUAUUGGCGACCAUUGGAUCAGUCUAUGACCCUCUAGGGAUGGCAGCGCCUGUUGUUCUUGUGGGAAAGAGGAUCUUACAGGAGCUGUGUGCGGAUGGGGCUGAUUGGGACGACCCUCUCCCAGAGAAUUUGCGAGCAAAAUGGGAGACCUGGAGGUCUGACCUAUUGGAUUUGGAACAUGUGAGCAUGUCCAGAUGUUACAAGCCUCAGGAUUUUGGAGAGCCGAAUCUAAUUCAACUGCAUCACUUCUCAGAUGCAAGCCAGCAAGGGCUAGGACAGUGUUCUUUCCUUAGGAUGGUAAACUCUCAAGGCCAGGUGCACUGCAGCUACGUGGUGGGAAAAGCCAGGGUGACACCUAUCAAGACAGUGACCAUGCCCCGUCUGGAGUUAACAGCAGCGGUGAUGUCAGCCAAGGCAUCAGUCACACUUGGCAAAGAACUGGACUAUAAAGUAGCAGAUGAACUUUUCUGGACGGAUAGUCAAAUCGUGUUAGGAUAUAUCGCCAAUGAGGCUAGGAGAUUUGGUGUGUUUGUAGCAAACCGAGUUCAGCAAAUAAAGGAUCAGACAGAAACUGAGCAGUGGAAACAUGUGAGAGGAGAGGAGAAUCCUGCUGACGAAGGGUCGAGAGGUCUAACAGUGGAGGAAAUGAAGGAAUCCAAAUGGCUAAAGGGACCCGGAUUUCUCUGGGAGCAGGAGCUCCCCAAAAACACCAUGACAUGA